AUGAAUAAGAAUGUCGGUUAUGGUCUUCUCGCAUGCCUUGUACUCCUUCUUCUCAUUCUUUCUCUUGGAAUUCCGAGAUGGAACUGUGCUGGAUAUAUCCUUGGAUCAACUUGUAUUAGUAUCUCCGCAUAUAAGAUCGUAGGGAUUUUGUUGGCAGGUGCGACUGUUGCGGCCCUUCUCGUCGCCAUUUUCUUAUUGUUAGUGUUCCUCCAGGGUUCAACUCGGAUGUUCAUUGUGGCACUUAUUGCAGCAGCAAUAACUGCACUUCUAGCCAUAGCUGCUGUAUUUUAUUACGCCAAUGGCUUACUUUGGUGGAGUCCGAUUAUCGCAGCAGUUGGUGCAGGAAUUGCACUUGGUCUCUUUGUAGCUCUUCUAUUUGAUUAUAACAGUUAA
This is a messenger RNA of Rodentolepis nana, 393 nucleotides long. The record is from the annotation of a GenBank genome assembly. NCBI's taxonomy places the organism in Eukaryota, Metazoa, Platyhelminthes, Cestoda, Cyclophyllidea, Hymenolepididae.